Messenger RNA from Clarias gariepinus (North African catfish), 4020 nucleotides. RefSeq names its product abhydrolase domain containing 11 (gene abhd11). The record is from RefSeq and is a predicted model, not a curated record. NCBI's taxonomy places the organism in Eukaryota, Metazoa, Chordata, Actinopteri, Siluriformes, Clariidae. The transcript is spliced from 6 exons. Gene Ontology annotation, cellular component: mitochondrion. Bases 106 to 1035 code for a protein of 309 amino acids.
GUCUCCUGUAUACACACGCUGAACGUCAUUGUGAAAACGUGUGAAGUGAAUUUAAAUGAACGUUUCCCGUCAGCUCCGCUAUAGUGUCCAUGUGUGAGCCCCGCCAUGAGCGCCCUGUGUCGUGUGUUAACCAGAGGAUUAUCCGCCAGGCUUUCUGUAGCCGGAGCUCAGCGUUGCUGUAGCGGGGUGUCGCGGCUGGACGGGGCGCUGAGAGACAGCACUGCUACCUCCACCAGCCCUGUUAACCUGAGUUAUGAUGUGUACGACGGGAAAGAAGACGGUGUUCCACUUGUCUUUCUGCAUGGCUUGUUUGGCAGCAAAUCAAACUUCCACGCAAUAGCGAAGUCUCUGGUGCAAAGGACAGGCCGAAAGGUGCUGACAGUAGAUGCACGUAACCAUGGCCAUAGCGCACACAGCCCGGAUUUGACUUACGAGGCAAUGUCUAACGAUUUAAAGCAUCUGCUUAACCAGCUGCACAUUGGAAAGUGUAUUCUCAUCGGGCACAGCAUGGGUGGUAAAACUGCAAUGACUACAGCGUUGUCACAGCCCAGUUUGGUGGAGCGUCUCGUCGUGGUAGACAUCAGUCCUGUUCCGACGUCAGGUCGUAUAUUUAUGAAAGGAUAUAUCGAGGCUAUGAAGGAGGUGAAGGUACCUAGCAGCAUUCCUCGCUCAACUGCGCGCAGAUUGGCUGAAGAUCAGCUCCGAAAUCAUGUUAAAGAACACUCAGUCCGGCAUUUCCUCCUUACUAAUCUGGUAGAGCAGAAUGGACACUAUGCCUGGAGAAUUAAUUUGGAGGCCAUUUCAAAUCACCUGAUGGAUCUCAUGGGAUUCCCCGAGUUUAACACAACCUAUGAUGGUCCGACACUCUUUCUGGGUGGCAGUAACUCUGAAUACCUCAGCUCUGAGGAUUACCCUGAAAUCCAGCGGCUCUUUCCGUAUGCAGAUAUCCAGUACAUCCCUGAUGCCGGUCACUGGAUCCAUGCUGACAAGCCUCUGGACUUCAUCAGUUCUCUUGUCACAUUCGUGCAGUCCUAGUCCCCUGGCGGACUUAGUCCAUAGGUUAACCUUGUUUUAGUUCUAUUUUAUAAAAAUCUUUUGUUCAUGACUUUUUAAUAUACAUGCAGUACUGUGCAAAAGUAUAAAUCACUAUAAAUGCUAUAAAAUUAGCUUCAGUGAUAUUGAAAUUAGUAUUAUAAUAAUUCUUAAACCCAGAUCUUGGGUUUCCCAGGUUGCCACAUAAAUAUUGUAUAAUAUUUAAUAAUUAUAAAGUUAAACAUUAUAUGGAUUUUUUUUUUUUACCUUAAUGGUCGAGAAAGAAAGAAAAUGGUCAUUGAAGUGGCCAUGUAAGACAAUAUUUUAUUACAAUUGUAGGAUGACUUUGACAAUUGCACAGUACUGUCCAUCCAGUUGCACUGUUUCAACACUUGGUCACACUGAAUUAGCUGAUGGUUAGCUGGUCUCCCUUGUUGCUUAACAGUGGUUGGAACUCAGCAAGUUACAUUACAGCCAACUGUAGGUGUCAUUCUUCCUAAUCUUUCCUUAAAAAAAAAAAAAAAAAGUUAAACGCUUCCUUUUCUAUUCUUGUCUUGCUUUGUGUGAACACUUUAUCUGCUUUUACUGUUACUUUCAGAUAACAUUUCAUAAUGUGUUUAGUUUAAAUUAAUUUAAUCGAAUGUCUAAAGAUGCUUAUGCAAUAGUGGCCUGUCUUUUUGGCACUGUUUUUAAUUUUACAUGAACCCCUCACUGUCGUACAUAAGCACUGAGACUACCACUACUGCAGCAGACAUCUAGACAUCUUGUUCUAUAUUUAGUUUUUGGAUGCACUGCCAGUUCUGGCCAUCUUGUGCAUUUUGUGAAAUUUAGUAGAGGUUUCAGUUGUGCGCUUGCUUGUUUACUUUGGUAGUCAUAAGAAUGGAAUAUUGGUAUGUGUUAAGGUGAAAGUUCAGAGCUUUUGCAAAAGAAUUUACACAAUUUUCCUCUUUUAUCCAUGGUUGGAUUAAAUAUAGUUUACAGACGCCAGGUUGGCAUCAUGCACAUUGAUGAACUGACAGUGUUUUUAGGAUCAUGCUGGUAUAUGGAAACGUUGACAAAACAAAUCAAUGCAGUGCAAAUGUUUCUAUACGUUUAAGGCUAGCACCUUUCAAACAUUACCUUAUGGUUUAACAUGUCAAGAAUUUUUUUUUAUAAAUUUAUAGCUUGCAUGAUCAGCAAAGCUUGUUGCCGAAAUGCUUGCCAACAAUUUGGUGACACUUCUUUGGUUUCACAAGUGCUAAAUAAACAUUCUUUUUGGUUUGUUUAGCCUAAUUAGUACUAAUAAGGUACAAGAUUUAAGAAGAUGGUCAUGGUCUUUUUAAACUGGCCAGUAAGGUUUCCAAGCACAUAAAGCAGCUUUUAUGUGUCUCCAAGGUUUCCAAGCAGCACACUGGAGUUUUUAUGUGUCUAGUGAUUAGCUAAAAAUUUUUUCAUUUGUUCAUGCAUGCACACUUGUCUAAAUCUGCCUCAAGUUUUCAAACUGACUUCACUGUCUUAGGGGAAAUUGUUUAAACCUGAGUUGUGUCUGAACUGAUCUUUUAACCAAAAGUACCAUACUUUAUGUAAAUAAAAUCCUUUAAUUUCUAAGAGCUAUGCUGCCGGUUAUUAUACUUAGAAAGUAUUUCUUCAUCAGGUCCUAUAGAACUGUGUCAUAUGUGGCCACCUGUAAGUCAUCAUGGAUGUGUCUGUCUUUUGUGACUAAAAUGCAUUUUAUAUAACUAUAUUGAAGAUAUUCAUGAAUUAAUCAGAAGUAAAUAGUUAUAUUUUAUGGCUGUUAGUUGUUUGUAACUCUCUAGUGUAAUCCUACAGUAUACUGUAUGUUUAGAAAUAUAUGAAAAUGUAUGGAAUAUAUAAAACAUGCUGCAGAAUUAAAUACCAAAAGUUUGGUGUGUUUUCCCAGAUUGAAGUCCACAUACAGUAUGUGAUAACCAUGUAGAUGGAUCAUGGUUAAACACUGUAGUAGGUACUUAAACUGCCAGUUGUUUGUAGUAGAUGGGUUGUAUUUCGAGUGUGUAAAUUAACUAGGAAAUGUGUAUUUUCCCAAAUAUUUUUCGUAGCAAAGUAAUAUAUAACUAGCACUAUAAUGGAUUUUUAUUUUGAAAGAUGUAUAAUGAUUCUUUCUUUAAAGCCUAUAUGAAAUGCGAACAAUCUUGGUGUCUUGAUGACAGAAUGCUUUGCCUUUACACAUUACUAAAGCUGUGGACUUUUCUUAACAAAGCAGCUUUAAUUGAUUGUAUCCAUUCCAUUUCAGGGACAAAUGUGACAUUUCCCUUUCAGUCAUUUUUAUUGCCAUAUAAUACUCAUAACGUAUUAGAUAUUAGUUGUGUAAUUGGUGAAAUACUUGAAACUUUGCUUUGUUUGUGUGGAACAUUAGAGACCAGAGCUUAUGGUCCUUGUGGAUAAAUUUAAUCAUGGAUUAUGUUCUCACAAAAAUGUCUUGUUGUUGAUGUCUUGUGUGCAUUACUAUGGUUCAUCUAACUGAUUAGUUUGUGUUUUUGUUUUUUUUGUGCUUUUUUUUUGGUAACCAGUAUUUAAAGCACAAUACAUUACACUUAUACUGUAUAUGGAUGUAUAUGGUUCUUUCAUUCGUGACUGACUGUACCACAAACAGAAUGUAAUAUAGAACAUAAUACUUGGGUUAUAGUUUGCCAAGUUUAUUAAAUCUAACAAAUAAGGACCAUUAACUUUCUGGUUCAUGUUCAUAAUUGAUGUCUACAAUUAACCCACAGAUGUAGAAUGAGAUGCUGCACAGAAUCGCUGCACUGGUCAUUGCAAAAAGCGAUACUUGGGGCCAAGCUCUUGCACCGGCGCUUAUUUGCGCAGGUGAAGUGAUCCUGUUAAUGUUUUUGUGUUAUUUUGAUUUUGUGUUAUCUUAUAAAACUUGAAGUCGAUUUGUGAGGAUGUUGUCAUUGCAUGCUGAUUGUUUUAUUUUCAUUUUUUAAUGUGAGUGUGUGUCCAACUAAAUAAAUAUACAGGUUUUGAGAACAG